This is a messenger RNA of Corticium candelabrum, 1633 nucleotides long. RefSeq names its product putative ammonium transporter 1. The transcript has 7 exons. Bases 1 to 1431 code for a protein of 476 amino acids. Lineage: Eukaryota; Metazoa; Porifera; Homoscleromorpha; Homosclerophorida; Plakinidae. Gene Ontology annotation, biological process: ammonium transmembrane transport; ammonium homeostasis. The record is from RefSeq and is a predicted model, not a curated record. Gene Ontology annotation, molecular function: ammonium channel activity. Gene Ontology annotation, cellular component: plasma membrane.
AUGCAGGCUGGUUUUGCAUUUUUGGAAGCUGGCUCAGUUCGAUCUCAAAAUACCACCAGCAUUCUCUUCAAGAACUUUAUGGAUGCUGUUUGCGGCUGUGUGGCAUAUUGGGCAUUUGGAUAUGCAUUUGCUUUUGGAGGAGGCAAUGCAUUUAUUGGAACUAACCACUUUUUUCUUUCGGGAAUUGGGCUUUAUGGUCAAGAGUUAGUUAAAUGGUUUAUUCAUUAUGUCUAUGGUAUUACCGCAGCCACAAUUGUGAGUGGUGCCAUGGCAGAGAGAACACAAAUGAAGGGCUAUUUUAUAUUUACAAUUAUAUGCAUAGGAUGGAUACAACCAGUUAUAGCUCACUGGGCUUGGGCACCACAAGGAUGGCUAUUUUCUGGGGUUAUUGAUGAAAACCAUAAUGUAACAGUUCGCUAUAUGGAUUUUGCUGGAAGCAGUGUCAUUCAUGUCGUCGGAGGAGCAUCUGCUCUCGUUGGUGCUGCUGUAGUUGGUGCACGUAGGGGUCGUUUUGAUGAAAGGGGAAGGUCAAGUAUGAUAUCUUCAAAUACAACAACAAUGUCUACACUCGGAGGUUUUAUUAUUUUAUUUGGCUUUUUUUCAUUCAACCUGCUUUCAACUGGUGAUCUUUCCAAACCAAAUACUGGUGGUGUACUUGGUCUUAUUGCGGUCAACUGCAUAAUGGCAGCUUCUGGUGGUAGCCUUAGUUCUCUCAUAUAUAGACGAUUUAGUGAUAAGGUAAAUCAACAAUGGAGUCUUGUGUCUGCAAUCAAUGGCUCAUUAGCUGGAUUGGUUGCUAUAAGUGCCUGUGCCAACAGUGUGUAUUCUUAUUGUGCUUUUGUUAUUGGAGUAAUAUCAGGUGUGGUGUACAGCUUUGUAGCAAAGUUGGUGGAAAAUAAAAGACUGGAUGAUCCAUUGGAUGCUAUCGCAGUGCAUUUUGGUGGUGGUGUAUGUGGAAUUCUGUGCGUCCCAUUUCUGGAUGCCAAUAUGGGGUUAUUCUAUAAAGGAAACAAAGUAUCCAUGUUGCUACUUGGUUGGAAUUUAUGUGGCCUACUUGUAAUAAUCGUAUGGACAUUGAUGUGGGCUUCUCUUAUAUUUGGAAUUAUGUCGUGGCUAAAUAUUCUCCGAGUUACUUCAGAUGAAGAAAGAAGAGGUCUUGAUAUUGUAAAACAUGGAGAAAGAGCUUAUCCUUAUCAAGUGAAUGUUCAAGAUAGAUCAUCCUCUCUCACUCUAUGUGAAGCUCUUACCAAUAUGUAUAGCGGAAUGCCAACUGCUCGCAAUGUGAAGCACGAGAAUUCAAGUCACGACAAAGCGACAGGAGAUGGAAACGCUGCAGAAAAAGGUGCUAAAGAAGAAGCUGGCGUAGGAAGUUCCAAAGCAUCACUGCAUAGCAGUGAUUGCGUAGAGAUCGAUCCAGUGUCUGUUGUGUAGCUGGUGUAGCAGUCUGGUAUACGGUCGGCAACACAAUCAUGUAACAGCUAGUAUAGAAACAUUAGGGUAUUGUUUGUUGACUAUAGAUGGUGCGAUUAUCUCUAUAGUAGACAGCACUCGGUAGCGGUGUUGUUAUUGCUCUUGAGCUGUAGUUUGUUCUAUAUGUACUACCACAAGACCAAAUCAAAUUUAUACUGCACCA